Molecule: messenger RNA, 1470 nt
Organism: Malassezia restricta
Lineage: Eukaryota; Fungi; Basidiomycota; Malasseziomycetes; Malasseziales; Malasseziaceae
Product: cerevisin
Exons: 1
Coding region: 1-1470 (489 amino acids)
Biological process (GO): proteolysis
Molecular function (GO): serine-type endopeptidase activity
Source: RefSeq, a predicted model, not a curated record
AUGUGGGUACGAGUCGUGCUGCUGUGCAUAGCGGUGGCCUGCACGGCUGCGCUGGCAUUCCCGACCAGUUGGGGGGCGAUGGCGCCGCUUGUGCAGGCGCCUGGGACCAAGGCGGUGCCGGACAAGUACAUGGUCGUCCUCAAGGAGGGUGUAUCGGCGGAUCGGUUGGUGGCCCACUCCGCCAACGUAGCGAGUUUCUUCCGUGGCAGCGGGGACGCCGGCCCUAUUUCGCACGUAUAUGAUAUGGGGGAUGCUAUGCGUGGGUAUGCGGGCCACUUUUCGCCGGAGGACAUCGCGCUUAUCCGCAGCCAUCCGGACGUGGCGUUUGUCGAGCGCGACUCGAUUGUGGAUGUGACGAUGCUGGCGCAAGACGACCGUAACGUGCGCAACAUGAGCGGAAGUGCCGUGCAGUAUACGUUUCCCUGGGACAAUCCGUAUCGCCACUUGACGGAGCAAGGCGCGCCUUGGGGUCUGGCGCGUAUUUCGCAUCAGCGCUCGCUGUCUCUCGGCACGUUUAACAAGUAUGUGUACGAGUCGAUCGGUGGCGAAGGUGUCACGGCCUAUGUGAUCGAUACGGGCGUGAAUAUCGAGCACAGCGACUUUGGCGGACGAGCCAAGUGGGGCACGACGAUUCCCGCGAACGACACGGACACGGACGGACAUGGACACGGCACGCAUGUGGCCGGCACCAUUGCGUCGAACACAUUCGGCGUCGCAAAGAAGGCCGAAAUUAUCGCCGUCAAGGUGCUUGGCUCGCAUGGUCAAGGCUCCAUGUCGGACGUGACCGCCGGUGUGCUGUGGGCCGUGAAGGAUGCCGAGAACAAGACGCGCAUGAUGCGAGGCUCACGCAAGCUGCGCGGCUUUGUGUCGAACAUGUCAUUGGGGGGUACCAAGUCGCCCACGCUCGAUCGUGCGGUGGGUGGCGCCGUGGCUGCGGGCAUGCACUUUGGCGUGGCUGCGGGCAAUGAAGACCAGGAUGCAUGCAAUGUGUCGCCGGCUGACGUCCGGGCGGCAGUGACGGUGGGUGCAUCGACGAUCGCCGACGAGCGUGCCUUUUUCAGUAACACGGGGCCCUGUGUCGACAUCUUUGCGCCAGGCCUCAACAUCUUGUCGCUGUGGAAUGCGGGGCCACAGAGUAUCAACACGAUCUCCGGCACGUCCAUGGCCGCGCCGCAUGUCGUCGGGCUCAUGGCGUACCUGCUGUCGAUUUACGGGUCGAGCGAUUUCCGUGUGAUGGAAGAGGCGAAGCCGGUACGCUCGCUUGUCGCGGCAGUGCAUGCGCUGCUGCCGUCGUGGGUCGCGCGCUUCCUGCCGCUGGCCUACGAAUUGACGCCGCUGCCCAUAGAAAGCACGGUGCGUCCUGCGGAUCUGAAGCGUGCCAUGCGGCGCAUGGCGACGUCGCAUGCCCUGGCGAACUUGGAUAUGGACACCGUGAACAAGCUGGCCUAUAACAACGCGACUACGAGCUAA